Leptonychotes weddellii (Weddell seal) is the source of this 1277-nucleotide messenger RNA. The record is from RefSeq and is a predicted model, not a curated record. NCBI's taxonomy places the organism in Eukaryota, Metazoa, Chordata, Mammalia, Carnivora, Phocidae.
GCCGGCUCUGGCCCUGCCCUGAGGCCCGCCCUCGGCAUUCCGGGCCUCUGGGCCAAGCGCCCGCCAAAGGCUGCGGGUCCGGUCGCCAUGUGUGGACUCUAAAGCGCCUUGUGGUCUUUUGAAGCGCUUUGACAUCCCCGAAGGGCUCUGUAUUGCAAACUAAAUCGAAGCGCUUUGUAAUCCCGGAAGCGCUUUGACAUCUCCCUAGGAGCGCUGUGCAAACUGAAGCGCUUGGUGAUCGCGGAAGCACGUUGUGGGUUUGGAAACCAAACCGACGCCCUUAGUAAAUCUCGGAUCGUUUUGACUAAGGCGAAGCGCGUUGGCAUCUCCGAAACCUUGAGAACUGUGAUGGGCAGUGGAAAGAAGGGGGAAAGGUGCCCAUGGCGUCGGAGCGGCGCAAGGUCAAGUACCACUGGAGCAGCACUUCAGAAGGGUGUCCCCGUAAGCGCAGCUGCCUCCGGGAGCCCAGUGAUGUGGCCCCCUCCAGCCGGCCAGCUCCUAGCUCUGCGUCGCGUUCAGGAGGGACCAGCAGCCCCAAGCGCCUGAAAGUCCAGAAGGAGGACGAUGUGGCCUGCACGCCGAGGUUGCCCCGGGGCUCAUCCUGCCGCAGAAAUUCCUCCUCCUCCUCGCAUUCUUCCGGCGCAGGUGUGGGCGGGGCUGCCGCCAAAGGCUGCCUGAUUCGGAGCACACGGGGAUUCCUUUCGUCAGAGGGAUCCCCUCUUCGCCCUGUCAACCCCUCUCCAGAAGAAAUGGCUUCUCUAGAGGAGGAAGCCUGCAGCCUUAAGGUUGAUUCAAAAGAUAGUUCUCGUAACUCCACGAACUCUGAAUUUGCAGCUGAAGCGGAGGGUCAAAAUGAUACAAAUGAGGAACCAAACAAGGUGCAAAAAAGGAAGAGGGAUCGAUUUCGAGACCAGGGCUCUACGGUGAUCUACCUGAAGGCUAUCCAGGGCAUCCUGGGAAAGUCGAUGCCAAAAAGGAAGGGAGAGGCUGCCACGAGGGCAACGCCGAACAGAGGAGAGCGUCCCAGCCGCGGAGAAGGGCCAACCAGGAGUGUCACUGUGUCUCCUCAGAAAGGGAAAGAGUCAGCCCCGGAGGUGAAAGCAGAGGACAAAAAGGCUGUGCCAGAGAGGAGCAGUUUCUGCGACAGGAGAGUGGUGAUAGACCCUCAGGAGAAACCCAUCGAGGAGAUAGCUGGUGACCGAAGGACAGUCAUUGACAAGCACUCUCCAGCCCUCGAGUUUUUGGAUGAUUCCGACUCUCAUUUAGAAAGCCAGAAG